Messenger RNA from Sebastes umbrosus (honeycomb rockfish), 3982 nucleotides. RefSeq names its product mothers against decapentaplegic homolog 2. The record is from RefSeq and is a predicted model, not a curated record. The coding region runs from base 408 to 1811 and encodes 467 amino acids. Gene Ontology annotation, biological process: SMAD protein signal transduction; anatomical structure morphogenesis; BMP signaling pathway. The transcript is spliced from 11 exons. Gene Ontology annotation, molecular function: I-SMAD binding; DNA-binding transcription factor activity, RNA polymerase II-specific; RNA polymerase II cis-regulatory region sequence-specific DNA binding. Gene Ontology annotation, cellular component: heteromeric SMAD protein complex. NCBI's taxonomy places the organism in Eukaryota, Metazoa, Chordata, Actinopteri, Perciformes, Sebastidae.
AGGCAUUAAGCCAGCAUGUUAGUGUUGUUGUUCCGGUCAACCUAACCUGACCUAGCCAGCUAGCUCCAGUAGCUCUGCUAGCAGCCUGAGAGGAUCCACCAGUCUGCUCACAACCAGCUGCAGCACAACACAGAUCAGCGCUUCUAUGUCAACAAGGUGUCCAGAGGGCUGAGCGCAUCUUCUACUCACAUAGCGGAGCUUCGGACUCUAAAGCUGGGGUGUCCAUCUCUUUUGAGUAUCCCCCCCCUGCUAGCACUGGCUUCCACCCUGUGACUCACUGGUCACUAGAGGGGCCCCGUCAGAGCAAGGGCCCACACUGUAGCUCCAGGUCCCCUCUGUCUGUGUGUGUGUGAGUGAGAGAGCUGUGUGUUGAGUCCUCUGGAGACUCCCCGGCUUGUCCAGCUAAGAUGUCCUCCAUCUUGCCGUUCACCCCUCCUGUGGUGAAGAGGCUUUUGGGCUGGAAGAAGUCGUCCAGUGGCCCGGGCGGAGCAGGCGGUGGAGAACAGAACGGGCAAGAGGAGAAAUGGUGCGAGAAGGCUGUGAAGAGCUUAGUGAAGAAACUAAAGAAGACAGGCCAGCUAGAUGAGCUGGAGAAAGCUAUCACCACACAGAACUGCAACACCAAGUGUGUCACCAUCCCCAGCAAUUGCUCUGAAAUAUGGGGACUGAGUACACCAAAUACGAUAGAACAGUGGGAUACAUCAGGCCUAUACAGCUACCCUGACCAAACCAGAUCUCUGGAUGGCCGCCUGCAGGUCUCCCACAGGAAGGGGCUUCCCCAUGUUAUCUACUGUCGCUUGUGGCGAUGGCCGGACCUUCACAGCCACCACGAGCUGCGCGCCAUCGAGGCCUGUGAGUAUGCCUUCCACCUAAAGAAGGAUGAGGUCUGCAUCAACCCCUACCACUACCAGAGGGUGGAGACCCCAGUGCUGCCUCCUGUUCUUGUGCCAAGACACUCAGAAAUCCUGCCAGAGCUGCCACCUCUGGAUGACUACACUCAUUCCAUACCUGAGAACACAAACUUCCCCGCAGGAAUCGAACCUCCAAACAACUAUAUACCAGAAACGCCUCCACCAGGCUACAUCAGUGAGGAUGGGGAGGCCAGCGAUCAACAAAUGAAUCAAAGUAUGGACACAGGUUCUCCGGCAGAGCUCUCCCCCAGCACUCUGUCUCCUGUCAAUCACAGCAUGGACCUGCAGCCGGUGACUUACUCUGAGCCAGCCUUCUGGUGCUCUAUAGCCUAUUACGAGCUGAACCAGCGCGUGGGGGAGACGUUCCACGCCUCUCAGCCCUCGCUGACGGUAGACGGCUUCACAGAUCCAUCAAACUCUGAGCGUUUCUGCCUGGGCCUGCUGUCUAACGUCAACAGGAACGCCACUGUGGAGAUGACCCGGAGGCACAUAGGAAGAGGAGUUAGACUCUACUACAUUGGAGGGGAGGUAUUUGCUGAGUGCCUGAGUGAUAGCGCUAUCUUUGUCCAGAGUCCAAACUGCAACCAGCGGUAUGGCUGGCAUCCAGCGACAGUGUGUAAAAUUCCUCCAGGUUGUAAUCUAAAAAUCUUCAACAACCAGGAAUUUGCAGCCCUGCUGGCUCAGUCGGUCAACCAGGGCUUCGAGGCUGUUUACCAGCUCACCAGGAUGUGCACCAUCCGCAUGAGCUUUGUCAAAGGCUGGGGAGCCGAGUACAGGCGGCAGACCGUCACAAGCACUCCUUGCUGGAUCGAGCUGCAUUUGAACGGUCCCCUGCAGUGGCUGGACAAGGUUCUGACCCAGAUGGGUUCCCCGUCUGCACGCUGCUCCAGUAUGUCCUAAACAGCUAAAGAAAUGCCCCCCCAAAAAAACGCAGCCCAUUACAUGAUCAUUAAAUUCUAAACUUGUGAGUCCUUUCAUGAAAAAAAAAUGGAAACCCCACAGAAUGAAUUUUCUGUAACAUUCUCCACAGUAUUUGUGGCCCAGUUCCACAUCCCUCUUUUAACUUUACACACACACACACACACACACACACAAGAACAAAUGCACCUACACUGUUGCACUCACACACAUACAGACUUUUCAGUUAAAAAAAAAAAGAAAAUUGGCACUUUGUUACCCAUCUAUGUCAUGCACCUUGUUAAAUUGCUUUUCCCCAAAUCCUUAAUAUUAGAUCUAUUUGUGGUACAAAUAAAAAUGUAUAUUGGUUUUUAGUCCAGGAAGUAGGGGAAAUACCAAAAAUAUCUGUGAAUAGUUUCUCAGUAUUGAAGAUUGCUUGUAUGAGUAACACAAGCUUGAAUGCUAAAAUGAUUUUUGUUCCAGCCCACCCCAACCAUUGUUCUGAACCUAAGUUUACUUUUCUCUGGGAAACUUGGCCCCAUCUUUUGUCAGGGGGGAGGUGGCUUGGUGAAGAAACGAUGGCCUUGGUGGCCGUUCUCCUCCGAAGGAAACGCCACAGUGUGUUUAUGAAAUUUGAAUUGACUUCGCCAGAAUGGCCCUUUUUUGUAACUCUCGACGUGUGUCGUUAUAAGACAUGCUUCUUAAUGGACGAAUAGGAAUGUUAGUUUUAAAAAAAAAAAAAGAAGUGAUUCCAAAAACCCCAAACAAACUGCAAACUUGAUCUGGAUGUAGUUUAUUUCUUUGUCAUUAUAUGGCACUCUACAUGUCCUUGGUUUAGUUGAUUUACAUCCCCACUGAACAGCCUGGUAUGGAAGCUAAUGAGAUGUUUGGCCAGGCUUUGCGAGGUGCACUGGGCAGGGACCAGAGAAUAUCAGCUGUUAUCAAAAGCUUUUUUCUCUCUCUUUUUGACUCGACACUGGGAGUCCUGGGGCUCUCCGAGGUGAACCAUUAAACGUCUCACCAGGAGAAAUUGAAGGUAUCAAUGAAUUCAUUCUGUUUUUAGCCUAUAUCCCCAUUGUUUUGCUACUUUUUUGUAUUCUCAUGUAUUUUUAUAUAUAAAUAUACUUAAAAUUUUCUGUCGUUCACUUUUUAUUAAAGUAAUAUUUUCAAGACCACAGCUGUUUCUAAAGUGACAUGGAGGGCAUGGAUCAUUCCUUCGUUUUACCCCAAAAGGUUUAGUUUGAAUUAAUUUCCAAUUGCAGCUCUUUGUCUUGGUAAAAAAAAAAAAAAACUCACUGCCCCACAUGAUGUGUAGCCUGUUUCUAUCCUUUGUUUUUCCAAAGAAAUCUGGUGCAUUUAAAGUACACAAACCUGAAACCCCAAAUCUACUUUCCUGUAAUGGUUUUAAUGAUUCCAGAGGCAUGUAAAACUUUGUAAUGGCCAUUCAUUCAGUCAUCUCUACACUUCUUUUAUUGAAAAACACACGUGACCUCUUGUGACCUUUUGGUGCUUAAGUCAAGCAGGUUAAGGUCAACCAGAUACAAUUGGCUUUUUAAAAUGUUACAGAAACAUGGGAGUAGAGGAGAGGAGGGCGGUUUUCUUCCAUGAGAAAAGAAGAGCGAAUGUGCCUGCACACUAGGACAUUCUGUGUUAAUGUGUGUAUUGUAUUUGUUCUGUCUAUAAAAUACAGUAUGUACAACAAGACUUAUUAGCUUAUUAAACUCUGCCAUUAUUGUCAUUACGUGGCUGUUGCGAGUUUAACAUGUUUCCCCCCCUCUCUCCCUUCUUUUUGAUGUAAAUGUGUUUACCUUAUGGCACUAGUGAUUGUACUUUAAGUGCACCUAGUGAAGUUUGGAUUUGGGGAACUGAACCAUGUGUUAGGGUCCAGUGUUACAUUGUUUUUAUCCUUGGCCUACAACAUAUGAAUGUGAAAAAAAAUACAUUACAAAAACUGACGUGGACCAGACGUACAUAUACAUAACAGUAGUACAGUAUGUGUGUAUUUAACAGUAAUCUUUUUGCAAAGCAGUCAGUACAGUAGAUGUCGCAGUUGUUUUACCAGUAGAGGGCGGUAUUGAUAGAGCAGUUCUUUUUUUUCUGACCAUAAGCUUCUCAGGCGUGUGGCAUAUUAUGCAGACUUCAUAAAACACUAAUAAAGAUUUUUAUUCUCAUGA